CUCUAUAUUUCAUGUUUCCUGACAUACCCCCCAAAGAACUGCAAUUAUGCUAGCAAGGCUGUAGGAGCAUUGAACAAUUCUUUCCCAUUUCUUUUGAUUUUUGUUGCCUCUCCAUGCAUUCCUGUCCUGUUUAGAGCUGUGUUUUUUUUUUUUACUUUUAGUUUGUGGUGUGCAUGGUUCUGAGGAUAUUAGAAAAAACUUGCUGAAGGUUCUCUCUGAGGCAUGGCUAUUUUUGUUAGAAGCUGACACUUUAGACUGAGCUUUAAGUGUUGCCUCUGGAAGGCCUCUGGUUGUUCUGGGAGGCCAAGGCUCUGCAGAGGAAACAGACAUUUCAGGGAGCAUAAAAGAAGAAGGAGCACAAUUAGAAAAAGCAGAGGACCUCCCUCCUUCUCAUUCUGCAACUCCUGCGAGAGUCAGUAACCCAGAAGUUCUAUCUAAGCUGCCGCAGUAAAUCUUGACCUUUUAAACAGAGUAUCUUUUACCAUCAUCAUGGCCGAGAUAACAGCAGAAGGACACAUGUCAACAACCACGACAAUAAUAGAUGGUAAGAACGGAUCUGUUCCUUCGUCAUCCAUGAAAGUGGGCAAGAAAUCAGUGACUGAAGACAUCGUGACAACGUUCAGCUCACCAGCAGCAUGGCUUCUUGUUGUUGCUCUGAUUGUUACCUGGUCAGCAGUAGCUAUUGUAAUGUUUGACUUGGUGGAUUACAAAGACUUAGCAGGUAUAGCCACCUAUUCACAACAUUGCGAUGAUCCCUGUUUCCCACCUGGAAGAUCUGUUCACAAGCUCAGCACAGAACCACUGAGAAUCAUUCAUGAGACACUGGAAGAAUCUUCUGAUUGGAUUUAUGGCUUUUUUUCUUUACUGUCUGACAUCGUAUGGAGUGAUGAUGAUGACAGUGAUGAAGGUGAAGUGGAACCUUCCCUGAAAAAAGAAAUUCAAAACCAGAAGACAGAGAAACCUGAAAAACGAACACCAACGAAGGCAGCCCACAGAGACAAACCUGAAAAACAAGAAAAAAUUGAGAGGAAGGAGUCCCCAAAGGUGACAAGUAAAGACAAACUGGAAAGACAAGAAAAACCUGAAAAAAAGGAAAGGAAUGCAGCUGUUCACAAAGAGAAACCUGAAAAGCCAGAAAAACAAGAAAAGAAAGCACUGUCUAAAGUAACUCAAAAAGAUGCACCUGAAAGACAUGAAAAAGCUGAAAAGAAACCUCCUCCUAAAGAGGAGAAGAAAGUAAAGAGCACUAAAGUGGAAGCAAAAGUUAAAAAGGAAGUGAAGGAUGGAAAAGGAGAAGCAAAGACGGCAGAGAAGGUGAAGCAGGCAGAGACAAAAACAACAGAAACUGGGCUAAUAAAGGCCAAAACGAAAGUUAAGGAGGAGAAAGCUCUUCAGACUGUUACUAAAUCGGACAAGAAAGAUCAAUAUGCAUUCUGUCGCUAUGUGAUUGACAUGUUUGCGCAAGGGGAUUUUUAUCCAGGUGCAGGACAUAAGGAAUUCAUACCACCUCGUCUUCUUCUAGAACACAGUCCAAGAAAGAAACCAGCAGCCAUUGAAGAAGAAAAGUCUACUGUGGAACCUAGAGAAGUGAAAAAGAAAAAAGAGGAGAAGAAAAAGAGUGAUGAAAAGAAGACUACAACUGAAACUAAGAUGAAAGGUACAGUUUGGGAACAUUUCUUACUGGCCUCAUUCAGCUUUUACUCACAUUUCUGGCUCAUUUCCUAUUGCUUUCUGUAAGGUUAAUCCUAUGCUUCUGUGUGUAUUGUCCUUCUCUGAGUUGCUCAGUCACUUUUUGCAUUUGCAUGUUUCCCCUUCUUCAGUAUCUAAUGUCUAAUGUGUUCAGCACCCAAUAUUUCCUAAACCCAUUAUAGACAAAUUAAAUGUCCUGUUUGGUGGCCAUCUCUGGCCAUCUUGGUGGGCUUUGUAAACAGUUUAAUGCUGUUACACUGCACUACACAAAACUCAUGGAAGAUAUCACUCAAUUCAUGGCACAUCAAUUUCUGAAGGUGGGGUAGAUCUAUUUAUUUUAUAGAAUCACAACUGGAACUUACAGUGACCAAACUGCAAAGUCAUGGUAUCCAUCUAAAUAAUAUUUUGAUCAUGCAUUGUCAGAAAGAAUCUAAAAUUCACUAAGAUGUUGCUUCAUUCAAAAUAUUUAAGUCAUUUAUUAUUUUUUAAUGAUCUCAUUGCUACUGAAACUUAAGCUAAAAGGUGCCACAUUCACGCACUGAUGAUUUUUGCCUAACUUUUGAUGAAUUAUUAAGGGUCAGAAUCAUCCACAGUUGAGGCAUACUGAUUAAUUUUCAUUUUCAGCUGAUUGCUCAUGGCAAGUUGGGUGCAAGUGCUAUAAGGGAAUAAUCUGAGCUCCCAAAUAAGUCACUUUUUUCAGUAUGAGCCCACCAGGACUUGGUUGACUGCAUAUUUGAGUGUAUGAUUCAAAGUUUUAGCACAUCAAAUUACUCUCUUUAAUUAAAUCUUAGAAAAAACAGGAAAAAAGGAGAAAGCUCAUGAGAAGACAGCUGUCCCUGAAAUUAAAAAAGCAG
This is a messenger RNA of Cyanistes caeruleus (blue tit), 2543 nucleotides long. The record is from RefSeq and is a predicted model, not a curated record. Lineage: Eukaryota; Metazoa; Chordata; Aves; Passeriformes; Paridae.